CGUAUCAUUGUUUGAUUGUCUCGGGUGACUGGUUAGUUGCUACAACAAUCAGGGCCACCUUCGUUUCACCAACAAUUGUUAAAUAUCCCAACAAGUACAUGUCUGGUUACUUAAGGUAUUCUAUAUGGUGAUUUCCCCCAAACUAUUAGGAUUCUGUGUGACAAACGAACGCAGCCGAAUGAAGUCUAUAACUCUUUAUUCAAGAAAAAGGGAACUCGUGUCGUGGUCUUGACCAGAUGAAGAAUAUACUGCCACAACUUUAGGACUCUGACGUCACAACGUUAGGACUCUGACGUCACAACUUUAGGACUCUGACGUCACAACUUUAGAACUGUGACAUAAUUUGAUCAACAUGGGUAAAUUAGAUUUAUUAGAAAUAAACUUCACCAAUAACCAGGAAGUAUUUUAUGGAGGUCAACUUGUACAAGGUCAUGUCACAGUUCAACUCAAUGCAGAAAUUAAAAUGAGACGAAUUAGGCUAGAAUUUAAUGGCGGUGCUCGGGUUAAAUGGUCAGAAACUCGUAGUAAUGGACAGUCAACAUACACUGUAGUUUAUUCAUCAAAAGAAUCAUAUUUUGAGCAUGUUUUGGUUCUGUUCGGUAAAGGUCUCGAGGAGAAAGGAGACGACCACGUCUUACAACCAGGAAAUUACAGUUAUCCAUUCAGCUUCCAGCUACCAAACCAACUACCCUCAUCAUAUGAAAGUUCUGUUGGACGAGUUAGAUACACGGUCACAGCUGUAAUUGACCGUCCAUGGAAAUUUGACCAUAAAUGUAAACGAACAAUUACAUUUAUAGACGCAGUUGAUUUGAAUUUAGAACCAACCGCUGCGCAAGGUGUUACACAACAAGGUGAGAAGACUAUGUGUUGUUUAUGUUGUAAAUCAGGACCUAUCAGGGCCGUAUUAAAAUUAGAUAGACUCGGAUAUGUACCUGGAGAAAAUAUACGUAUACACGGUGAAAUAAAUAAUCAUAGCCGACGCAAAAUGACCAGUUCCUUUGCUGAGCUUCGAAUGACUGUUGACUACCAUACUCCCAGCAAAACAAGAACACAGAAAAAUUCUGUGUCUAAAAUCUGCAAAGGUCCCAUCCAAGCAGGUGGGGAUGAUAUUUGGAAUGGGGAUGCUCUUGGUGUGCCGCCUUUACCACCCUCCAACUUACGUGGAUGUAAAAUCAUAGAUAUAAAAUAUACUGUAACGUUAAAUGUAGAUCCAGCUGGACCAGCAUUUGAUUUAGUGGUACCUAUAAAAAUUAUAAUUGGUACUAUUCCAUUAAGAUCAGUAGCUCAACAGUAUGGUGUACCAGGACCUAUGCCCUCAUCUAUAUACCUAUCAGAUCACCCCAAUAUUCCUGUUAAACUAAUCAUGCCAGAAGUAUCUAUGUCUCUACCACCAGUAGAAUAUGUUAAUGUCAGUCCAAGUAAUAUGUCCAACAAUCAAGAUAUACCCCCACCAGCUUAUGUUGAAAGUUAUUUUGGUAAAGUUGAUGUUCAUGAUGAUGAUGAUAAUGAACACACACGUGGUAAUAUGGAAUAUGCUCCUGUGUACGCCUAUUAUAACUGGAAUGAACACAAUACCAAUACAUUUCUUAAUGUGGCUCCAAAAAAAUAACACGUGUUCAACUAUAUUUUAGCAUCCUAUAACCUCAACCUCUCUCUGUCCAGAAAGCAACGAUACGACCAACUCUUGUUUUGAAUUUAAACUGUCAAGGGUUUCUUUUACAUACACGGCCAUCAAGGUGUUUUACCUGUGAAAUAAUCGCAAAUACAAGGUGAAUUUACUUCGGAUAAUGAUCAACCUGUCGUCAAAUGACAAUUUCUAAAUUGAUUACAUAACUGCACCUGGGGACGUGAAUUCUCCGAAGAAGCGUGUAUAUUAGCCUAUAACUAGCCCAUCACGUGAAUUCUCCGCAUUUUCUCUGCGAUAUCACUUUAGUGGAAGCGGAAGUAAAAUAUAGCUAUUUCACACACAACUUCUCCGCAGCAUCAUGUAUUGGCCUAUAAAUAGUCCAUCGCGUCAUAUUUACCGCAGCAGCGUGUAUUGUGCUAUAAAUAAAUAAGAGUAGGCCGUAGUGCCGCUGUCCGGGCAAAAUCCCCCUCAUAGCCCACUGUAUGGCGUAUGCCCGUCUUCAUUAGCCCAGUUCGGAGCAUAUCAUUUCUCCAGGUUAUUGCACGAAAGUAAUUAUGCCGUAUACAACGAGGUCUGAUUUUAACAGAGAAGAGAGACUCCUAGAAUGUAGACUUCCAGAAGCAAACCCUGUUAUACUCUAUACUGAUCCCUGGGUUGAGAGACUCUCAGUUGCGGGGGUCACGAUUAGUUAACUGAACAGUCGAUCUUUAUUUCAACCCCAUCUCACUCCCAUUGUAUCUAUGACAGAUUAGGUAAUUAAAAAACGACGGUAUAGACACGUACACUUUCCCUGUGUCUCUUAUCUCUCAAAUAAUUCACUGUUAAAAGUUAUGAUCAGUUGAAACAAGCGGUUACCAUGCACAAUACGCCCACAUUUUCCAAGAAAUGUAUGGGAAGGGGUAAAAUCAAUAGGGCUCAUCCUCUCAUUCAAGAUCUUUUGAUCCUUAACAUAUUUGUUAAAGGAGCUAAAUCGCUAAUAUUUGGGAUCUAAAUUGACACAAGUGGGUUGCAAUGCAUAUAAUAAUGUAAUAUAUAAACUGA
This is a messenger RNA of Patella vulgata (common limpet), 2668 nucleotides long. Its product is annotated as arrestin domain-containing protein 3. The record is from RefSeq and is a predicted model, not a curated record. Gene Ontology annotation, cellular component: cytoplasm. Gene Ontology annotation, biological process: protein transport. Bases 353 to 1609 code for a protein of 418 amino acids. The transcript has 7 exons. NCBI's taxonomy places the organism in Eukaryota, Metazoa, Mollusca, Gastropoda, Patellidae.